ACACUUGAACACUCGAAAGUCAGAAGCAAGAAGUCCUCUCUUUUGUCUGUCCUAUCUCCUGGACCGCUCGUCUUCCAGGUCGCUGCGUCAGCUCGUUGGUUCGAUUGCAUGGCGGGAACUCACUCCAUCAUCUUUCUCGUCACCGGCCUCGCGAUGGUGUUCGUCGUCCACGUUCUCGUGGUCAUCUGGGCGCUAAAGUGGGGAUUUCGCGCGCGCACCUCCCGCGUCGGGGAGAACGCGGUGGAAGGCGGCGGUGGGGCCGGUCUGUCCGCCGAGGAGGUGGGCGAUCUACCGUGCCACGAGUUCAAGGAGGGAGCCAGCGCCGGCGCCGGCGAGUGCGCGGUGUGCCUGGAGGUGUUCCAAGCGGGCGAGCGGCGCAGGGUGCUGCCGAGGUGCGGGCACGGCUUCCACGCCGAGUGCGUGGAUUCGUGGCUGCGCAAGAACCGCCGGUGCCCCAUCUGCCGCGCCGAGGUGGUGGCCGGGCACGGCAAGAACGCCAGCGCGGUGACGGAGGCCGCCACUUUGGAGAUCGUUACCGUGGAAAGAUAGGCAGCGUUUGCCAUGUCACGAGUUGCAGCUGGCGUUUAGAGCUGCAUGUUUGGUGUUGGGUUUGCCUUCCCUAAUGCUUGCUGCUUUUGCAUGCAUGCUGUACAGUUGUAACGAUGUAAACAGUGGACGCGUCUACAUCCAUUUGGGCAUGUUUGGAUGUUACAGUAUAUAGAAACCACAGUUUUUAAAAA
Messenger RNA from Phragmites australis (common reed), 740 nucleotides. RefSeq names its product E3 ubiquitin-protein ligase EL5-like. The record is from RefSeq and is a predicted model, not a curated record. The coding region runs from base 109 to 549 and encodes 146 amino acids. NCBI's taxonomy places the organism in Eukaryota, Viridiplantae, Streptophyta, Magnoliopsida, Poales, Poaceae. The transcript has a single exon.